GGAUUGCUUAACAGCUAGCAGUAAUGAACUCUCACACACUAGUUCCACUACUGAUUGGUGCCUAUUUUACUAUGGUCCAAGCAAGACAGACAUGAGAAUGGCUUAUUUUUGGAAGUUAAGAUGUGGAUCGAUGGUUCACACACCACAGUUUAUAGCAAUUUUUGUAGAUCCUUCUGAAAACCGCUGUCAUGGAGACACAUAACCACCCCAGAGUUGUGUGGGUGAGAGAAUGUGUUUCUUGAAAACAUUCCAGUUCAAAUCACCCAUUUGCUAUCAUACAGCCAAAUGUAUGCUAUUUAGGCUUAUGUAAUGUCAUUUUUUACGAAAUAUUCUUUAUAUUAGCUGAGUAAAUAGUAUGUGAAGUCGUCGUAUGUGUAGGUAGCACUGUGGAAGCCCUCUGUCAUAAUUCGCAGAAUGGUUGGUGCUGUGAAACUAAUGCCUACACCAUGAAUGAUGUCUCCGUUCUUUGUUCGCAGCUCACACACUGCAGGACAUGUGUUCCCUCCAAAACAAUACGCCCUUUAGAGAGCACCCACACUCUCACAAUCAAGGCUUUUCUUUCAGUUGGAGUCUGUCUCACUCACUCCAUUCAAUAAGACACUGCACUGACUUCACGGUUUAUGUUGGGCUGGUGUUGCUGCACAGACGCACUCUUAAUGGUAUCGCUGCACAUUUGUGGUCAUUUUUACUUCAUAAAAUCAAAUUUACCUUCAUAAAAUCUGAUUUACCUCAAUAAUUGAUUAUGAUAUUUACAUGUCUGUUGGCAGAGGGUUCCAUAUACUGAUCCAAACAUUCAGAUUUUGUGGAUUGUGUUUGUGGAGCAAAAGCAAAUGCCAGCACAAAAGCUUACUAUUAUCCCCCCCGACUUUAUGAAGCAUUUAGCACAGACUUGUGGCUUAUACAUUAUAAAUGUGGCUGUCAGUCAUCAGUGAUUGAUCAUAUUUCCAGUCAUUUUGAGAAAAACACAUUAUAAUUAUUUUGUUUUUCAAAUUACCCACAAGUUAAGAUAGAUUUUAAGUUGUGCAAAGUAAAGUGAAUUCUUUUGUUGCUUUUGUUUUAUGAGUGGUCAUGAUUGUAGAUUUUAUUUAUGAAAAUGAAAUUGCCCCUAGGCUGCAUCCUGAUUCAUUGUUACUGUGUUGAAAGAGAGUGACUGUCUUGUGGUUUAAAACUUCCCUUGAGUACUGUUUUUUUUUAAAUGGAGACAGAACAUUUCAGCCAUGCCAUUUUUUAAGAAGCCUGAUGGGAAAUAUUGCAUGUCUAUACAGAGCCCCAAACAUGAAAAGCUCUAGUGUUUUUCCAGUAAAUGGACAUUUCCUGUGUAUUUCUUAGAAAAUGUCUCUAAUGAUAGUGGUAAACCUCUAAUACUUCUGCUUACCCAUACAGGUCUGAGUGAUGAGGUUGUGUGUGACUUUGUUUUUGUUUUGUCUGAUAUUUUUGGCAGUAAGUAAUUCUAAAUACAAGUUUUACCAGCUUGAGAUGUGGGUAACACCAUGUCCCAACUUGGCUUGGUCCAGUGUGCCCCGUGUGUGGGAUGAGCACAAAGAAUUAUGAGCUUGUGGAGAGUGUUUCCUGAGUCAGCUGUGAUCACUCUCUCUCUCAUCCCACCCCCGGCGGUCUAGUUCCUUCUGACAGAUCAGUAGCAGCUGAGAGAGUGCUGUUUGGGUCUAACUGGGAAGUGGGGGUGGGUGCCAUCUGGAUCAUGUGACUUUGGCCCCCCUACCCUCACCUUUGCUUGCAAGAGCACCAGGCGUCCUUGUCCAAUCAUGCCUGGAAUGCGGCUUGCCACUUUGGCUAUUUCUGCUGUCUGUCGCUAUCAGACUUCAGCUCAAACAGUUUGACACAUGGGAUAGUUUUUUUUUUUUCAUUUCCCCAUCUCUCCCAUUCUUUCCAGCUUUUACUUGCUCACUCUCUCUCCCUCUCUCUCGCUCUCUCUCUCUCUCUCUCUCCUUGAAGUUUGUGGGUUGAACUUUUAAGCUCCCUGGCAGUGCUUCACUGGUAGCUGUGAAACGAAAUGCAGUCUCUGUCUGUGAGUAAGGGAAAGGGAGAAAGGAAAGAGGGUGGAUGAGCAAGACCGAGAGAGGGAGAGCAAAAGGGGAUUAGACACACUAAACAGUGAACGAGACAGAUCCAGCAAGAGCUGGACAGAGACAGAUCAAGGCAGACAGGAGAAUGUCUCACCGGCUUCGGUUGUAUUUUGGAUCUGGUCGCAGUAACACUGAGUUGGAGCAGCUAAAUGGGACAGUGGAGGACAGAGAUGAGAGUGGCUACUGUGGCGCAGGGGCCACGAUGUUCCAUACACAGACACAAAACGAAGGACUUUCUGAGAGCCCAGAAUUGGGUGCUUGUUCGGACGUCUCUCUAAAGCGAAGCUCUUCCAUGUUCAUCCCACAGCUCCAGGGUCAAACUGAACAACGGACGACUAAGAGCACCUCUGUCCAGAUAUCUCUCCAACGCACAACUGGACCUCAAGAAGACGCAUUCCCCUUUGAUCCACCUCCAGAGUACCCUCAGGAGCCAGCUCCCCCAUACACUGAGCCUGAUGAAAGCUGGGCCUUACCUCCACCUCCAGCUUACUACAGAGGAGAAACCCCAUCUUACCAAAAUUUGGAACAAUCUCAACCAGGUACUGAGCCCAUCCAGCCUAAGAGGCAAGUUUUUUGCGUCCGGCCAUGUGAUGGACAAAAUGGUAAUGCUAGUUUGGGUGUACCCAGUAAUCAAGGGAUUACCAUUGGAGGUUUUUGUAUUCAAAGAGGAUCCGCAGAUGGCUCGGAUGUCCAGCGGUUCAGGAUCAGGCCCUACAGCGAGAAUGGCCAGAAUGGCCACCGUUGGUUUGUCCAGCAAAGCUCAGACAGAGGUCCUGGAACACAAAGACUUGUAUUACAGCUUCAACAGGACCAAGGACGGCACCCUAGGCCUACUUCUCAGGCUGAUGUGAGUGAUUUGGGCAUCACGGGUAUUAAAGGCAGCCCCUUGGUGCGGUACCCUCGGAUUCGACUUGAGAGGAGCACCUCACAGCCGAUGCAGCCCAGAGGUGCUCCUUCACGGCUCGGAUCUAUGCCAAAUCUUCAUGCCCCGAUCUCAGAAAUGGAGACAGAGAGUGAGAUUGUUGAGAGCGGUGCUCAAGGUUGCACAUUCAAAAUUAGGAAGGAGCAGAUCUCCCGACAGCCAAAGUUUAAGAUCUAUUUCAGCCAUGGAGGUGAGCACAGCCCCAUCCUUGCACGGGAUUUUAGCUUUGGAAAGGUGCCUACCUGCAGCAAUCCACAGGCAAACAUUGGUCAUGAUCUGUCCGAGAAUGAGCAUUUCAACCAUGGUCAGACCAGAGAUGACUUCCUCGGGCAGGUUGACGUGCCUCUUGCCCAUUUACCGACAGUGGACCCUGCAAUGGAGCGGCCAUACACAUUUAAAGAAUUUCUCCUGCGUCCAAGAAGUCAUAAGUCUCGGGUGAAAGGCUGUCUGAGGCUGAAGAUGGCCUACCUGCCAAAGAACGGAGGGCAUGAAGAGGAAAGUAGCGAGAUCAGGGAACAAACUGAGGACUGGGAAGUGACAGACUCCACAGAUCCAGGUUCACAGAGACCUCAGCAGCUCCUGCCUCCGCUGCCUCCGGGCUGGGAAGAGAAGGUCGAUAACCUGGGACGGACAUACUAUGUCAACCACAACAACCGCACCACACAGUGGAAGAGGCCCAGUAUUGUGGAUGUGGUUUCAGAAACGGAAAAUGAUAAUCACUUACGGCAUAUUAACCAAGAAGCCCACAGAGUUUUCCGCUCUCGACGGCACAUAAGCGAAGACCUGGAAAAUGAGCAGCUGGACAUCAGGGACAUAGAUGACUCAUGGGAACCAAUAUCAGAGGAGGACCCAACUUUAAUGGCAGAUGGUCUAAACCAUUCUCUGUCCGGACCCUCCUCUCUGGCGAUGCCCCUCUCCAGCACUCCAGAAUUCUCCGAUGAAAUCAGCCUUAGAUUGUCUCUCACUCCAGACAUGAACGGAGAAAUCCCAGGACCCAGCUCUGCUGUGCAGAGUCAUCUUUCCUCUCGGCUACGCUCCUCUAGUAUGACUGAUGGAGUCAGUGAUCAAACUCAACCUCCCACACCGACGGGCGAUUGCCUGCCCCAUCUAAAAGCAGCUGUUAUUGUCCAGCAGAGCUCCCAGACCCGACGAACAAGAGCACAAACGGUCACAGGCGUUGAGGACACCAUGUCUCCAUCGGCCACCUACGCCUUGACCACACCAGGCCUUCCGCCAGGCUGGGAGGAACGCAGAGACCCCAAGGGACGAACAUACUACGUCAACCACAACAACCGUAGCACCACCUGGACGCGGCCCAUUCUGCAGCAGCACACUGAAGAUGGAGCUAGUACCUCAGCUGUGGCAGCAGGGGGCGCUACAGCUGCCGCAACCACCGCUUCCACCCCUUCCUCCUCCAGCGGCCAUCUAAGUGAACCACAAGUGCGCAGACCCCGUAGCCUCAGUUCCCCCACCGUCACUCUAUCUUCCUCACUAGAGGGAGCUAAUAAUGCCCAGAUACGGCGAGCCGUAAAAGACACAGUUUCCAACCCUCAGUCCCCGCAGCCGUCUCCCUACAGUUCACCCAAAUCCCAACAUAAAGCCAACCAGAGCUUCCUGCCCCCUGGAUGGGAAAUGAGAAUUGCACCCAAUGGACGGCCAUUCUUCAUCGACCACAACAGCAGAACCACCACAUGGGAAGAUCCUCGCUUGAAGUAUCCCGUUCACCUGAGGACAAAAGCAUCCCUGGACCCUGGCGACCUCGGCCCACUUCCUAAUCUUCCAGAGGAGCCUGGGUGGGAGGAACGAGUGCACGCAGACGGAAGAACCUUUUACAUCGACCAUAACACCAAAAAAACGCAGUGGGAAGACCCUCGCCUUCAGAGUCCUGCCAUAACUGGACCUGCGGUGCCAUAUUCCAGAGAAUUCAAGCAGAAGUAUGACUACUUCAGAAAGAAAUUAAAGAAGCCGGCAGAUAUUCCGAACCGUUUUGAGAUGAAGCUGCACAGGAAUAACAUCUUGGAGGAGUCGUACAGACGAAUCAUGUCCCUGAAGAAACCCGACAGUCUGAAGGCCCGUCUCUGGAUCGAGUUUGAAUCGGAGAAAGGCCUGGACUAUGGGGGCGUGGCCAGAGAAUGGUUUUUCCUGCUCUCCAAGGAGAUGUUUAACCCUUAUUAUGGGCUGUUUGAGUACUCGGCCACAGAUAACUACACUCUUCAGAUCAAUUCAAACUCUGGUCUCUGUAAUGAGGAUCACCUCUCAUACUUCAAGUUCAUCGGUCGGGUGGCUGGCAUGGCUGUUUAUCACGGAAAGCUGUUAGACGGUUUCUUCAUCAGACCAUUCUAUAAAAUGAUGCUGGGCAAACAGAUCACACUGAAUGAUAUGGAGUCAGUGGACAGUGAAUACUACAACUCUCUCAAGUGGAUUCUGGAAAACGACCCCACAGAACUGGACUUGCGGUUCUGCAUUGAUGAGGACAACUUUGGACAGACAUAUCAGGUGGAUUUAAAGCCAAGCGGAUCAGACAUGGUUAUAACCAAUGACAACAAAAAAGAAUACAUAGACCUGGUGAUUCAGUGGCGGUUUGUGAACCGGGUCCAGAAACAGAUGAACGCCUUUUUGGAGGGUUUCACUGAACUCAUUGCCAUUGACUUGAUAAAGAUUUUUGAUGAAAACGAACUGGAGCUGCUGAUGUGUGGUCUGGGUGACGUGGAUGUCAAUGACUGGCGGCAGCACACCAUCUAUAAGAAUGGCUACUGUCCUAAUCACCCUGUGAUCCAGUGGUUCUGGAAGGCCGUGUUGUUAAUGGAUGCUGAAAAGCGGAUCAGACUUUUGCAGUUUGUCACUGGAACAUCCAGAGUGCCAAUGAACGGCUUUGCUGAACUCUACGGUUCCAAUGGGCCGCAGUUGUUUACUAUCGAGCAGUGGGGGACACCUGACAAACUCCCUCGUGCUCACACCUGCUUUAAUCGUCUGGACCUCCCGACGUACGAGUCGUUUGAAGACCUGCGAGAGAAGCUUCUGAUGGCGGUGGAAAACGCUCAAGGCUUCGAGGGCGUCGACUAAAGAAAUCCCUUUAUAUCCAUGCGAUCUCCUAAUGCAACUGACGAGCAAAGACAUGAACAACACUCACACACACACACACACGUCUAUACUUACAUAUACACACUCUCGAGUUGCCAUUGUACAGCGGGAUCCCAGCGGUUGCAGGUGUGUGAUGUCAGCACAGUAUAUGCAUGUAAUCUGUCUAGCUGGAGCAGCUUUAGCUGUGAACUCGUUUGAAUGCCAAACAACCCUGCAGUAUCCCACAAUUCAUGCUCUCUCCUAACACGUUUCAUUUUAAAAUCCAGCUCUGAGGCCGUGGUAACUUUUAUACUGAUGCUAAAUAAGAAAUGUCAGUAUUUGGGUGUGGCUUCAGAGUGGGCGUGGCCUUGAUCCAGCAUAAAAAAAAAUCCCAUUUUCCGUAUUAAUUUCACAAACAUGAUAUAAGUUCAGUGAAGAGGCAAAAAUUAACUCUCUUAUCAGGUCUUACUUACACCAGAUAACCUUAGGAAUCACAGCCAGGAUGAAGGGCAUAUCCUCUUCCUCCCUUAUCCCACAAAGUACGCUAAGUUUCCCCUUCCUUCCUUCCUCCCUUCGUCAAGGAUUAUUUUUUUAUCUAGCCAAGAAGCAAAGGGAAUUGUUUUUAAUAGUUUAUUAUUAUCGCUGUUAUUAUGAUACUGUUAUCAUUCUUACCGAGUAAACGGAUAUUUGUACCAACAAUGUGGUUUACUAUUUUAAACAACGUUAUCGGAAAUGCAUCAGUGGCCUGGUUAUAUUCAAUUCAACAUCCAUAUAAUUGUGGGUAAAAAAAAAUAAAAAAAAAAAUAAAAAAAAAAUGAUCAACAUGAUUAUUGUAUUGCUAUGGAAACUGGCAUGAACAUGUAUCUUGUGUUUCAAUAUGAUUACGUAGUAAUUAUAAAGCUAUUCUCCUUCUUGGUUGAGAGCAAAGAUUGAAACGUGGACAUGCAUCAGACAUGUACAGUAAAUGAGUUUGUCUGAGAGGGUUUUCUUCAAUUGUAAUAAGUAUUGUUCUUAUCUUUAUUAUGAUUAUACCUGUUCAUAAUGCUGUAAAUGAGUUUGUUUUGGGGGAAAUACACGAUUGGACUUUUACUGUACGUGUUAAAUCUGUUUGAAGUAUUAAAGAGCGGCAGAGUGAAGCUAUCUCAAAAGCGCUGUGAUUCAACACUGCAAGUCUUGUAGACUUUCAGGAUGUAAACUUUCUGUCUUUAUUUCUUUCUAUCUUCUUCUAACACCACUGUACCUAAAAGGGCACUUUAUUGAUCACACGCUAGGGUCAUGUUACCUGGUUUUUUUUUUUGUGAACUUGAAUGUGAUGGUCUAUUUUGUUCUUUUAAAAGCACUCAGUUCCUUGGUGCAAUAUCUCUUGUUUAUAAUCGGCCUGCUGCUAACAUAUCCGAUCACAGCUCGUCCCUACGGCUGAUCUGGAGUCAGUCUGGUUCUUCAGUGUGAAUCCGGAUCAGCUCUGUAGGAACGACAUCCGCCUGGAGUAAGACUUCAAACUGGUUCUUUUUCUGUUUUCUUUUCCAGUUUUUAUCUGUACGCCUCCCCACUCACACUUUUAGGGCCGCUGUGGCUCUGUAGAUUUGUGAUAAUAUUAUGAUUAUUAUUAUUAUUAUUAUUGUUAUAAAUUACCCUUCCUCUUUUGUAGGGACAGUUCUUUUUUUAUUGAUGAGGAACAUUUACUGUCUGGUUCCUGCUCACCAUGAGACCUUGCGAUUCGUAUAACUUCGUUCAAAAUAAACUGAUAAAUGGAA
Molecule: messenger RNA, 7820 nt
Organism: Cyprinus carpio (common carp)
Lineage: Eukaryota; Metazoa; Chordata; Actinopteri; Cypriniformes; Cyprinidae
Product: E3 ubiquitin-protein ligase NEDD4-like
Exons: 29
Coding region: 2170-6069 (1299 amino acids)
Biological process (GO): ubiquitin-dependent protein catabolic process; regulation of dendrite morphogenesis
Molecular function (GO): sodium channel inhibitor activity; ubiquitin protein ligase activity; protein binding
Source: RefSeq, a predicted model, not a curated record